GCUAGAUAUGAAGCCUCAUAUGCUUUGCAAGAGUUGAGAGUUAGCGGUUAUUGAAAUGUAACUGAGCAUGUCACUGUUUACGAAAAUAAACGUGAACAACGAGUAACUCUAAAGCAGUCGUUUGAUUUCUUUGGAUUAAAUUAUUGUUUGAUAUAAAAGAUCGUUAAAUAAUGGGGAAAAGAAAACUCAAUAUAGACGAUGAACCCGCUACGGAAGCAACAAAUGAAAAUGCUGAUUCUAAAAAGUUGGAAGGAAAAUGGAAAAAUAAACAGAGGAUUUUAAUUUUUGCAUCUAGGGGUAUAUCAUUUAGAGAUCGGCAUCUUAUGACUAAUUUAAGAACCCUCUUGCCUCAUUCUAAGCCAGAUUCAAAAAUGGAUAAAAAGUCUUCACUGUUGAUGAUUAAUGAAAUAUGUGAAAUGAAAAAUUGCAAUCAGUGCAUUUAUUUUGAAAAUAAGAAGCGUUCUGAUCUUUAUAUGUGGAUAUCUAAAGUACCUAAUGGUCCAUCUGCUAAAUUUCUUGUGGAAAAUGUUCAUACCAUGGAAGAACUUAAACUUACUGGGAAUUGCUUAAAGGGAUCACGUCCGAUUUUAUCUUUUGAUAGUAGUUUUGAAACUGAACCUCACUUAAUGCUCUUGAAAGAACUUUUUACUCAGGUUUUUGGAACACCAAAAAAUCAUCCCAAAAGUCAACCUUUCUUUGAUCAUGUAUUCAAUUUUAAAUUUUUGGACAAUCGUAUAUGGUUUCGAAACUAUCAAAUAGAAAGUGAUGGUACUUCAUUAGUUGAAAUUGGACCAAGGUUUGUGCUGAAUCUAAUAAAAGUUUUUGAUGGAAGCUUCUGUGGAUCAGUAUUAUACACAAAUGUCCAUUAUAUAACCCCAAGCAUGCAUCGGAGAAAAGUAAAACUAGAAGCUGUUAAUCGUUAUAAAAAUAAGUUUGAUGCCAAGAAAAAUUUGAUUAUGCGACGACCGGAAGUGAGUUAUCAUACAGAUCCUUAUGAAGAAGUGUUCCAAACUGUAGAUCCCAAUAAAGACUCUGAUGAUGAGUAAUGUUAGAGGCAUUGUUAAAACGAAACAAAAAAACUCAUCAUGUUGUAAAUAAUAAAAAGUUUUUUUAAUGACUGCUUAA
Molecule: messenger RNA, 1125 nt
Organism: Parasteatoda tepidariorum (common house spider)
Lineage: Eukaryota; Metazoa; Arthropoda; Arachnida; Araneae; Theridiidae
Product: ribosome biogenesis protein BRX1 homolog
Biological process (GO): rRNA processing; ribosomal large subunit assembly
Cellular component (GO): nucleolus
Molecular function (GO): rRNA binding
Source: RefSeq, a predicted model, not a curated record